CUGUAUUCACUAAACGCACUUCAAUUGUUAUCAGCCCCCUUAUUUCCUUAAUGGAGGAUCAAGUUCAUGGGCUAAAGUAGGUUAUGUUUUUAUUUAUCUUUCCCUUGUUUCAGUCUCAUCUCUCAUGUUUUGCAAGUCUGUACAUUAUUUCCAGUAUUUUUAUAAUUUUUAUACUUGGUAGAAGAUAUUAAACAUGUAACAUAUAUAAACAAUGAGACAUCUGUUGUUAUAAGCUUUAUCUAGAGAACAUAGUUUUAUUGGCAUCUGUUAAAAGAAUUCAGAAAUACUUCACUUAAAAUUUUUGCUUACAAAAACAUAUAAAUUUAUCCAUGUAAUUCAUUGUCAUUUCAUGAAUCCAUAUUUUUAGAGCAUCAAACAUCGAAGCAUGCUUUCUAGGCUCAGCCCAGGCAAAUUUAAGCGUGGUAAAGGAUGACAUGUUCAAAGGCCGUUAUCGCUUAGUUUAUGUCACGCCAGAGUUUGCUGUGAGGGCUUUACCUGACUUCAAAAGAUUGAAUAAAGAAGUUGGUAAGUGUUGGGUAUGUGACGUGUUGUUUUUUAGAAGCCAGCACAACUCAGAACCCUGGAGGUUAAAGCAUUUAACACUUAUCCAAUAGUAUAUAGAGUUAAAACAUCAAUCCACGUGACUUUUCACUCCUUUUUCAAGUGGGACGAUACUGAUUUCCCUUCGUUAAUCUGUAUUACUACAGCCAGUAUAAUUAACAGAGGAACUAUGUCUAAUUAUAUCUAAAUUGCUAUCAAAUUCAUGAACUGAGUCCAUUUUUCUCAAAAUUGCUCUUGAUCAGUGUAAAAAAAACUAAAAAUUUAACAGAAAUCAGACCUUUAACAAGUUAUUUUCUUUUCAAAUUUGUGAUAUACACAUUUAUGAAUGAGUAAAAAUGCUAGGAUGCAAGUGCAGCAAAAGGGACAUAAUUCAUGAAUUUUUCUUGUUGCUGUGUUCUAUGGGUUCUGUUUGGCAACUUUUAGAUAAAAAGAUUAAAAUUGCUCACUGCUACUUGGUUACGUAUGGAUAUAAAGUGUUAAAAAUAAAUUAGUUCAUUGGAAUUGAUCUUUUUCUAUUUCCUUUACAUAGGUAUUGACUUGAUUGCCAUUGAUGAAGCUCAUUGUGUAUCUCAAUGGGGACAUGAUUUCCGUUCAUCUUACCGAAAGCUUGGGUGUCUUAAAAAUGAAUUUCCCGAGGUGAAUAUUUUUGCUAUAAGAUAUGGCAGUGGUUCUCAGUGAGAUUAGCAAAGUGUGCCACAAAACUUCUGAGACUUUGUGUGUGAUAUUAGUGGUUUAAAUAAUUAAAAUAAUUGUUCUCAAUAUUUAUUUUUUUUAAAGAAGAAGAGAAUUAUUUUCAAGAACUAAGGAUGUCCUUAAAAAAAAGAAUCAAAACAGGAAGUCGCUGUGGUUCUAUAGAUAUUUUAAAUAAAAUAAAUUCAUAGAAACAUAAUGAUAUUUGAAUAUAUAUUUUUAGCUUCAAGGUGUUCAUUUUAAAAUGUGUUCAUCAACAUCUUUGCUUGUCCUAAAAAAUAUGGAGAUUUAUAUUUGUCAGUAAAUUUGAUUUGAUUGACUUGGCAAACCUAAAGUGCCGUAAAGUAAAAUAUUUUUUGAGAAUCACUGAUUUAGGGUUUCAACAAUAUUAAACAUGAAAAAAAAUAACUUACCAAUUAUUUUGAAAAAUAUAGCUGAUACUUUAAUUAGAGCUGAUAAAUUUGUGAGCCUCUUACUUAAAAAUAUUUUACUUUAUUUUAUUUUAUUUUGUUAUUUUAAUAGUCCUCAUUAUGUUACCAUAGUGAUCAGUAUUCUAAAUUCCUUUCCUCAUCAUCUCUAAGAAAUCAGAUAUUUCUUAAUAUGGAAUCCCUUUAUUAUUUCAGAUUCCGAUAUUGGCACUUACUGCCACAGCCACCAUGGAGAUACGCAGAGAUAUUUGUCGCAGUUUGGACCUUGUUAACCCAAAUAUGACUUGCACAAGCUUCGAUAGGUAAACAAGAAUCUCUAUUAAUUAUCUCUGUGAGCAUCUUUUCUGAGGGACAGUACCAAGGAGAUCUGUGGCCCACAGUUGAUCAAUUAGCUCCCUCAAUGAAGCUAAUUGUUUUGUAACUGAUAUCAUGGAACUGCAAAGUAUAUGAAGGAAACUAAUGCUCCUGAUAAAUUGUAAGCUGUAACAGGUGUCAGUGAAACUUGUUUAGGAAAAACUACACAUUGUGAUAAUAGUUUCAUGGAUUCUUAAAUAUUCUUUUUUAAGGCCCAACCUUUACCUCAUUGUCUCACCAAAAACAAGUGACAUCGUGUCCGACUUUAAGAGGGAACUGAAGCUGUCUGGGAAUAAAUUUGUUUUUGAUGGUCCUACUAUUAUCUAUUGUUCCACUAAAAAAUCUACCGAGGAAGUUACAAGUGCUUUGAGUGGUAUGCCUUAACUUUGUAUUCAAUUUUAUAUACCUUAUCUUUUUUUCAAACUAAAUUAAUUAAUUAUUUAUUAUUUUUAAUUAGUGUAGCCAAUAUUUAUUGAUAGAUUAUUUAGUAAAACAAACGUUAUGUCUUACUUAUUUAGGUUUGGGUGUACCUUGUUUGCCAUACCAUGCUUCCUUAUCCCUUGCUGCCAGAAAAAAAGCUCACCAUCAGUUUUUGAAUGAUCAAAUUCAGGUGAGCAAAAAGUAGUUGCAUGCUUGUCAAUGUUUAUGCCUGUUCCCAGUUAUUGGCUGACAAUGAAAUUAUCGCUUUGUUAUAGUUUGAAUUUUACAAAUAAAUAAAAUAUUUAAUUCUCAAACUUGACUUAAAAGUUACAUUUGAUGGCCUCGAUAAGUGGAUUAUGAGUAUUUAUAGAAAAACAGUACUUUAAGAAUAAAAUAUUUUUUAAUCUUAUUAUAAUGUUUCUUAGGUUAUUGUAGCUACAGUUGCAUUUGGUAUGGGAAUUGACAAGCCAGAUGUUAGAAAAGUGAUUCACUACGGAGGUAGGAUUAUUUUGGCCUAUACAUGCCUUUUCCCAUUUUUUUGGUACUUAAGAAUAGCUAAUUUACCCUUUUUAAACCAGUGUGUACAUUAAGUUUUUAAAAAAACAGUGCAUCAAAACAUAAGUUGAAUUUUAAGACUCUUAUCUUGCUAAUAAAUAAUUAAAACUUCUGCAACCUUAUCUUUUAAUGUAGGCUUACAAAAGAGUGUUUUUUCUUUUUUUUGCAGCCCCUAAAGAUAUAGAAUCUUAUUAUCAAGAAAUAGGACGAGCAGGUAGAGAUGGAUUACCAAGCAUCUGCACAGCAAUUUUCUCUAGAGCAGAUUUUAAUGUUUCUAAGUGAGUGGUUUUGAUUAAAUAUUACAUGGUCAAAAGCCUCAGAGUGUUAGUGCUAUCGAGAUCACUGUAUAUGUUGUUUUUUACAAUGUAUUUGUAAUUCAAAUAACCCCUGGUUAAAACCAUAGACUCAGAUCUGUGAAGAAUUACAAUUUAAAUUAUAAUCACAAGCUGUCUCAUCUUUUCUCAAAACAGACAUUUUAUCAGAGAUAUUCAAAGUGAAAAAUUUAGACAGCACAAGAUGAAAAUGUUCAGCAAAGUAGAGCAAUACUUGACUACGCCAGGUUGUCGUCGCAGGUAAACAUAUGAAAGACAACUUAACCAAACUUUAAUUUUCAACACUAAUGUUGUAACUCUUCUCAUUUAUUUACAGCUCUUUGCAUUGGUAGAGCUCAGUAGAAAAAAUAAUACUUUCUAUUUUAUUAAUCAUUUAAUAAUUUUCAAGUUCAUAUAUUUGUUCAAUUUUUUUCUUUGAAUUGGAAAAAAAAAUUUGAUAAAUUGUUUUUAAUUACCACCUAUUCCCCUCAUAACUUUGAUCAAAUUAUUUAGUUUUUAAACAUACCUGUGACAAUUAAAGCUGUUCUUGACAGUCACAGUUAAAAAUUAGCUGAUGCAUCAAAAAUAAUUUCCUUACAUAUAAAAUAAAAUUUUUGUUGUAAAAAAUGGUAGCGUAACAUUUUGCUAUUUUGUUGGUAAGUCCUUUUUCAGUUAUAACCCUUCAUGAUAACACUAUAGUGAUAGUGUUAUUUUUAAUUAUUUAUAAAUACUUAAAUCAUUUCCAUAUUUUUCCAGAGUUCUUUUGUCACACUUUGAAGCUGGUAAUCUGAAUGAGCUUGGUGGGACAGAGAACUGCUGUGAUAAUUGUAGACAGAGGUAAAUCUAUAUCAUCUUUCAACAUCUCAAUUACUAUUUUAAUUUGGAGCAAAGUUCAGUUAGUAUAUGCUAUCUUUUAUUAUAAUCCAAACUUAUGUUUCAAAUAUUUAACACAUUGUUUUAUUUGAUAAUGGUUUGAUUAAAAAAAUUACAAUUUAUUUGAAAAUUGUCCAAAUUAUUUGGUGACGGUGAUUUAUCUAUUUAUUAUUAUAUUCAUGCACUAAAAAUAAAUCACUUUAUAUGUGUGUACACACAUAAUAACAGGGAUGUAAUGAUCUUUGUCUGUUGAUAUUUCUAUGGCUGAGUCUUUAUACCAAGUUUGUAACUCUAUUCUUAAAGAAUGUUGUCAGGCUGCUCAUGUCUUCAUCUGUCCUUUUUAAUUUAGAAUAGUUCGUAUGCGACAUGGAUUAACAGUUUCAGAUACAACAGUAUCAGAAGAUGGAGUUAAUUUUGCCAAAGAAGCUGCAGAUCUGUUCAGAGCCAUUGAGGUAUGUUUAAUCUAAAAAAAUAUAUUCUCUGAAACAUUUUUGUUAAACAAAAAAUCAAAGUUUUCAUGACAUUCUAAAAUGUUAUAUAAUGGGGUAAUGCUGUAUAAUUUUAUUUUAUUCUAGCAGUUAAAAAAAAAAAGAACCAACUUUGUCUCUCUUUAGAAUAUCUUGGCACUAAUAAGUUUAUGUAUAAUAUUAGGUUACAGGAAACAGGUAUGGACUAGCUGUUCCAACACAAGUUUUAUUGGGCUCGAGUGUAAAGAAAGUUGAACCUUUCAGAGGUUGUAAAAUCUUUGGAUCUGGAAAGUAAGUCUGUUACUGUUAGAUUUAUGAUGAAUUAAUAAAUUCAGUUUGAAUAUUUAUGCAUGCACCGUAAUAGAGGUUGUUGGUUUUUUUCUCUUGGUAAUGUGCUUCAUCUUUCUGCAGACAAAUGUUGGAAAUAAUUUUGUAUUUGAAUUAAUUUAUUUUACAUUAGUUCGAUAAUAAAUAGAAAUGCAAAGCAAUCUAAAGCCCAAUAAAGAAAAUAAGUACAAGAUUUAAAAUUGAUUCUUAAAGAAAAUCAUGUGACUUAACUGAAUCCAAAACAAAAUAAACAGUGUUCAAAGUUACAACAACUUGUCAGUGCACUUUCAGUUUAAUCUAAUGUAAUGGAAUACGUGCAUAAAAUUAAAUGUAAUGUUUAUUUAACAAACUUGAACUUUUCAAUUUUUAUGCACAGGUAUAGAUCUGCUAAGUUUUGGAGUGCAUUGGGUAAGUUUUUAUUUUUAUAUUACAAAAGUCAUGGAACAAAAAUUAUUAUAUUUGAAGAUUACACUUAUUAAGACAGAGUAUCUUUAAAAAAAAUACACUCCAUCAUAAGGAUCUUUUUUUUUUUUAAUACAAAAAGAAUUCUUUAAUUGUGUUAAUGCACAAAAGACUUAAUGACAUAAGCUUUAAAUUAAAUGAUUAUUGUAGUUUUUUUUUGUUUUUUUUGGAGGGUAUUAAAGUUAUAUAAUAUAUUUAUAAAAAGUUUUAUUAAGUAAAAACAUCAAAUCAUUUUCCCAUUUUAAACUUCAAUUAAAAUAACAAUUUCUUCCAUCUUUCAAAGGCAAAGCCUUGGUCUAUGAAGGUUACCUGAGAGAGAAAUCAAUUUCUGGAUCCUUCGGUUUGACAAUAGAGAUGACACCUCAGGGAAGGUCAUGGCUUAAUCAGGACAAGUCCAAGAACAGUGCACACCAACUUUUGUUGACACCUACAGUCGAUCUGCAGCACGAGCUGGACUCUGGCGCUAAAAAACAUGUCACAUAUGCACCAAGGUGAGUUUAACAGAAUCUCACCAUGAAUAAACAGCAUUUAAAAUUUUUAAAGAUAGCAAAAUAAUGAAUGGAAAUUAAAAAACAAGAUCAUAAUCACAUAAAUUUGCAUGAUUAUUGAGACUAUUAUGCGUGGAAGUGCUAGUCACAUUUCUUAAAUUGUCUACAAGAUAAAUAGCAUUUAAUUUGAGCAAAUAGACUCUAAAAGUGCUGGUCAGAUUUCUUAAAUUGUUUACAAGAUAAAUAGCGUUUAAUUUGAGCAUCUAGACACAUAAAAGAUGGAGCCAUAUCUUCUUUUGUUUUAAAUCAGGGUAUUUUAAAAGAGAACUUUAUCUUGAAUUUCAGAUUACAUCAGAUUCAUUCAUUAUCUAGUCUCAAUAUGCCUACAAAGCUGUUACCUUCACCCUCUGUGGCGGCCCCAACGGCGCCACCCUCACUGGCAGCACCAACCAAACCCGUUGACGAAAAGACUGCCAAGCUUGAAUCUGAAUUGUAUGUGCAUCUGGUGAAGUUGAGAAAUGAGAUGUCCCAAGACACAGGAUUUGUGCCCCACAAGAUUGCAAGCAACAGGGUUCUUUUGGAUAUGGCAAAGUUUAGGUUUGUUUUGAUUGUUUUAUUUUUAUACCAGUGUUAAAACUUGGUGUGAUUUUUUGCAGGUAGUUUUUUUUUACCAAUAACUUUAAAAACAAUUAAUUUUUUGGCCAUUCUAGAAAAAUCGGUGAAGGGAGUAUUUAACCUUUAUCAGUUCAGAACAAAUCUAGUGAACUGAAGUACUUAAUGCUAACUGUAUUUCAAUGCUUCCCCAAAGUUGUUAUAUGCAACAUGAUUUUAAGAAAUUUAUGAAGUUAUUAGUUUCUUCAUGUCACUAAACUGUUCAUUAAACUUGUCUGUGUAAGUUAUUUUUAGCCAAUGUCCUAGUUGAGUAGAAUUUAACAAUAUGAAAAUUUAUAGGCCAAGUAUCAGGACAUCAUUGCUAAGGCUGGAAGAUUUUUCAGAAGUAAAGGCUGACAAUUUUGGAGACAAGUUCCUGGAACUGAUUAAUUCCUUUUGUUUAAAAUCUACUUUGAAAACUGACAACUUCCCAGUAGUGGACACGAUGGUGAGCAAAUAAGUUUAUCAAUCAUUGCUUUAAGAGCAAUACUAUUCAUUUUCAUGUUAUGCUUGUUGUUUGGUAUAGGUACUAUAUGAUUAAAAAUAUUUACUUUAUGCUUUGCGGGUUGUGUCUGCUCAAAGAUAUUUAAGCUAUUCACAAACAGAGACGGAAAGACGGAGCAAAUGCUUUAAUGCUUAAGCUAAAAAAAAUUUAAUUGCAAAGACUUUGUUAAAAAAAUUAAUCAAAUGUUAAUCAAUCUAUGAGACAAAUAAUUUAUUUCCAAAGGAUUCUGCUGAUAGCAUGGCCUGCGUAAAAGAGGAUCUUAUGAAAUUAACGGAAACACAAAGACAAUCAUAUAUCAUGUUUGUACUUCAGAACAUUUCACUGGUAAUUAUAUUAAAUUUAUUCAAUGUUUUGUGAUUUUUGAGGUUAUUGAUUUUAUUUAAGUGGCUUACUCUAGAAAAUGAUGGUAAUAGUAAGAACAUGUUUGCAGGGGUGAAGCACUUAUAAACCAAUUGUAUACAAAAUAAUUUUGCCCUUGUUUACCUUUUUUUAUGUACAGGUAAUUAAUACAACCAACUUAAAUAAUAAUAAGAGAAGCAAAUUACAUUUAGCAAUUCAAGUUAUCAUUGAAUUUGACAAAUGCUUAUAUUAAUUAUACAAAAAUUAAUUACUUUUUUUUUUAAAAUGCUUCAUUAACUACUCUUCAAAUACAGGAGGAAGUAGCAUCAAAACGUGGGUUGAAAACAUCCACAAUUGUCGGUCACCUGUGUGAAGCACUGAAGGUUGGCUUGGCUGUUGACAUAAGGCGGCUGGGCUUAACCCCUCAAAUCGAAAAGUUGAUUUCUGAUGCAAUAUGGGCUCCUCCUGUAAAUGGAGGUAUAUAAAUUUAUAUCUACAGAAUAAUUCAAUUAUAAUAAUUGUUUUUUCCAAAUUAUAUUUUCAAAAAGUCAUUCAACAGAACAUUAUUCUAUUUAUACUUUAUUUGAUCAAAUGUCUUCACCGAAACAAAGUGACAUUACUUUAGGCUCUAACUUUAGUGUCUUUGGGUUGAUGAGAAGCACCUUAUCUCAUCAUUAUGGUUAAAUCUGUUAAUUGUCAAUAAUUGGAGGAUGUUUUUUUUUUUGUUUUGGGUGUUGGUGGGAAGCCCCUGAUCAUUUCUGUCUAUUUCUACUUAUUAUUGUUCAUCCUUCGCAUGCGAAGAUGACCAAGGCUUCAACUACAACAUUACCGGAGCUACACAAAAAUUAUUCCUGUAUUCAUUAAACUCAAAUUUGUUAAUUAUGUGAAAAUCAUUUCAUACUUUAAUUUAAAGUAGGCUAAAUUUUGAUAUUACUUUUCUUUUACUAAAAAAAUUUAUUUUUUUUUCUUAAUGUCUUUUCAUUAAAAUAUGUUGUUUUUUGGUCCUUAAUGGUAGAAUGACCUAAAAAAGUUCAUUUUAAUUAUUAGAAUACUCCUUUUUUUCACUGUGCUUUUGUUAAACUAUUUUUAUUUUCCUUCAAAAAAUAUAGUAAUUUCCAGCUUUACCAAAAUCAAAGACCAGCUUCCCCCUUAUGUUGAAUACAACCAAAUAAAAGUGAUCAUCUCUAAUCUUAUUCUUAAACAUGGUGAAGAGAUCAAUAAUAAUGGGGAUCGUGUUCUCAUUGGUGUCCAGUCAACCAAUCAAAAUUCAGAAGCAGCUAUUACCAUAUAUGAAGACUCAACUGACUCUGAAUUUGUAAGUUGUCCAGAAAACCUCAUUUAUGAUUUUAAAAUUAAUUUUGUAUUAGAAUGAAUAUAAAAGCUGUAAACAAUUUACAAUUCUUACUUUUAAGUGUUACAUAUAGCACUCACAAUGAUCAAUUUAAAGCAGUGGUGUACUUGUAAGAAAUUAUACAAAUUAAGCAUCUUGUAUAAACAAAGUAUAAGAAGGCCAUUUACAAAGUCUCCAGAUUUUAUUUUUCACUUUAUUUAAUUGUUAAUUAUAUGUGUAAUAUAUUACAUAAACCGCCUAAUCUCAUAACAAUGAUUAACAAUUUAUAAUUGACAUGUUUAACUGUAUUACUUUGGAACUUUUCAGGAAAGUUCUGCCGUUGCACCCACACCCCCCUUGAAGAAGCAAAAAUUGAGUGCUUCCCAAUCAUCUGUUUCAUCUAACUUAAAUUUGGGCUCUGCUGGAACUGCUCAUUCUGAAACAGCUUUAUGUGAAACUUCUUUAAUGACAUCUUUAUCUGACACCCAGGUUGAACACCCCAGCCUGCCUCAGAGUUUAAGCAGUCAAUUAAGUUCACAAAAACCUGUCAAAACAUUUCCGCCAUGGAUGGGGAAGACCACAGAUAAAACAAUAUUUACCAAGAAAAUUAAAUCUGGCAGUCUUUUCAAAUAA
Messenger RNA from Lymnaea stagnalis (great pond snail), 9394 nucleotides. The record is from the annotation of a GenBank genome assembly. Lineage: Eukaryota; Metazoa; Mollusca; Gastropoda; Lymnaeidae.